Messenger RNA from Triticum aestivum (bread wheat), 3669 nucleotides. RefSeq lists its product as uncharacterized. Lineage: Eukaryota; Viridiplantae; Streptophyta; Magnoliopsida; Poales; Poaceae. The transcript has 2 exons. The coding region runs from base 243 to 2087 and encodes 614 amino acids. The record is from RefSeq and is a predicted model, not a curated record.
CUCCAACCGGUCCCAGGCUUGAAAAUCAAUUUCCGCUUUUGUAAGACGCAUACACUGUGAGAAUACGGUCCAGUCUGCCUCCCCCCUCCGGACUAGAUCUGGCUUCCUGGAAGAGACAGCCAGCUUGAGCUCCCCGUUCCGCACUCGCCGCCCACCAGACCCGGACCAGUGGCCGCCGCCAUUGAGCUCCAGCCGGACCGAUCCGCUCUUCAGGUACGUGGUCCGAGACACAGGAAAUCUAGAUGGGGAGUAUCAUGAAACUAUAUUACGAGUGGGAAAUCCAGGUGCUUGUGCUCCUUAGCUUCAUGCUACAAAUGUUCCUCUUCUUCGCCGGCAGCCUUCGGCGGCGUGGCAUCAACUCGUUUCUCAGGUUCUUCACUUGGAUAGCUUAUCUGGGCGCGGACUUAGUGGCAGUUUACACCCUGGGCUACCUCUCGCGCCAUGAGGAUGCCACCACCGGACUAUCUUUCUUCUGGGCACCAUUUCUUCUCAUCCAUCUUGGUGGGCAGGACACCAUUACUGCUCUCGCCAUGGAGGACAACAAGUUGUGGUUGAGACAUUUACUGACUCUGUUUAUGCAAGUUGUCCUAGCUUUAUAUGUUUUCUGGAAGUCCAUUGACAAACACGGCGUGGAGCUUCUAGUUUCGGAUGUCUUUGUGUUUGCUGCUGGAAUUAUCAAGUAUGGAGAAAGGGUAUGGUCUCUCAAGUGUGGGAGCUUUGAAACCCUCCAGGGUUCCACUGGACAACAGUACAAGCAACAGGUGCCGGGAGAGGUUGCCGAGGAUCCCUAUUCUCACAUUGUUUGCGCUGUCCUGCAUCGUAUGCCACGUGUCUUUCGAAUCUUUACAGCACGAUCAGGUGAUAGCGGUAACGUUAUCCAACAAACCCCAAGCAAUUGGGUGAAGCGGAUGAGGCUCGAGCUUGGCAUGAUGUACGAUGAUCUGUAUACUAAGUCCUGUGUGCUCAGGACAAGGAGUGGCAUCAUAUUGCGAUGCAUCUCUCAGGUGUCUGUUCUGGUUGCCUUGGUGCUCUUCCUCACGAGCGACAAACGGAGGUACAAUAGAGCCGACAUUGCAAUCACCUGGUCGCUCUUCGUAGGAUGCUUUUUGUUGGAAGUAUGUGCCACGUUUAUUUUGAUAAUGUCACCAUGGUCCUGGGCGUGGUUGAAGAUGCGAAGGUGCGGCAUGCUUGCAAAGUUGUCCUGGUUUCUCCUGUGCAGUGGCAUUGGAUGGCCAGAGAGGAAGCCAUAUCUAAAUUCAAUUGGGCAAUACAACUUCCACAGGUGGUUGGAUUCAGGCAGCGACCAGCCAAGGUCAUAUAGUCGACGAGCAAUGACCACGGUGAUCAAAAGCUUGGUGAAUUUGGUUGGUGUCAAAGAGGAUAAAAUGUUGUUCUGGAUGAGCAGGUUGUUAGACACCGAGCACGUGGAGGCAGAUAAGGAGACGAUGGAGUGUGUUGUCAAGGGAAUUACUGACUUCCAUGCUGAAAUCAACAGAGAUCCCCGGCAGUGGCCAAAACUUGGCGGCAUAGUGCAAGAGCUACAAGACAUUCGUGAAGAUUUUGGUGGAAAGGUUGCUUUAGUGCAUUUUAUCACAGAGGCACACUUGAGGAAAUAUCCUCUUCAUCCUCCUUCGGACAUGGAGACAGACACAGGUACCAGCUGCAGUGUCUUGGUGGAAGUAUGCCGGAAACUAUCCAACUACAUGGCAUACCUUUUGGUUACCCACCCUUCGCUGUUGCCGCUCAAUGACAGCGCCUUAUAUACGCUGGAGAAAAUGGCACACUUGUUUCCACAUCUUAUAGAUGAGCAGCAGGAUUCUGAAGGUUUCUUCAGCAUCGAGCCAAGCAUGGAAACACUGCAGGAGUUGGUAGACAUAUGGACCAAGCUGCUCAUCUAUGCGGCCACCAAGUCCCGGCCGGAGCUGCACGCGGCGCACUUGGCCAGAGGAGGGGAGCUUAUCACCUUCGCCUGGCUGUUCUUGAGCCACAACUUUUUGGGAGAUUCCGAGGUGAUCAAGGUGCAGCUUACCAAUGCCAAUCAAAGAGGGACGAUAGCAUACGUCUUCGGAAAUCCUGCACCAAGAUAAGAGCACCAGAUCCUACACAAGCCCUGCAGAGUGCAGACUCCUCUGUUCUUCAUUAGAUUUGAUUUUACUCCUCUUCUGUUUGCGUCUGGCGUAUGUCACGACGCAAAACAGUACUGAAGUUUAUACAGUACCGCAGCUGACAUCUAGAGGUAUGUGACAUUUAAUUUUUUGCAUUAAUGGCAUCACUUCAAAACUGAUGUAUUUGAGUGAAUAGGCAGUGCAAAAAUACCAUCCGCUGUAUUACUACAUUCCUUUGUUGUGGUAGCAUCAUUUAUACACUGCAGCUACAAUUGGGAUGCUUAGCUGUUACUGUACUAACUGAAGCCAGAAAAAGAACUUAAUCUAUCCAUGUGGGUAGAACAGGAACUGAGAAGCCAAAAAAAAAGGCUACUGCGAGGUAAGUCAUAACAUAUUUGUAUGGAGCAGUAGCUUUCAAGACUGCUUCUGAGACUUCAUAAUUCACAAACUUAUGAUAGUAUGCUUCAACAAGCAAUUCAGGCUCAAAGUUUAUAACUCACCCUAACUAAUUAACACGGCUAUGUGUGAAAUGAUCCCAAAUAGCGCAACUACUGUUCUUUCCAAAUAGCGUCACAUUCUCUGGCUGUUGUGAGAUCAACAAAUUCCAUAGUAUGAUCAAAUAUGGUAACUAAGAGUUUCCGUUUGAACCCUCAGAAGCUGCUAGGUGACAAAAGUCUAAAACACUGGAAUAGAGUAAGUAUCAUCCUCACAAACUUGUUCCAUUUUUCUCUAUCUCAAGAAAAGCAUCAUCAUGUCCCUGGCAAUCACAAAUAAUUCUAAGACCACCAUAGUACUCCAAAUUACAGAACAGUUCUGCAACUUAUGACUGGAUCUUCGAAGUCAGGUCACUAUUAGGAGGAGCUUAUAACAUGACUGAAUCUUUGUAGUCAGCUCAUUAUCAGGAGUAGCUGCAAGACAUGAUUUGUGAUGGUGAGGGUAUAGUGGCAGAGUUCACCUAUCCAGAGCUGAGACGGAGCUCACUAGUUAAGGCUACAUUACAAUUGGCUGUUAAGGUGGAAGAGGAGUGAAUACACAUGAAUGACAAGCAAAUCAGUAUCAGCAGCACAACCCCUCAGAGAAAAAGCAGAGGUUUGACACGUCAUCGGCAACUUAGGCAUAGGGGCACAUGUAUUAAUUACUCACUCCUGAUAAUCAUGAAGGACUUGGACAUGUUAAUCUCUGAGAAAAAGAUACAUGCAUGCAUUUUUGUUGUCAUGUAUGCACGUAUGUAUGUUUGCAUCUGAAGCUAGAUCGUCAUGGAAUCAAAUGCAGUUGUCGGGUUACGUUAGUACUAUAGUAGUAUUCGUUGAUUUCCGUUGCAGCACCAUCAGUGUAUUCGAUGUUAGAAGUAUAAUUGUGCUUAAGAUAGAGAAGAGUUAGAGAUAGAAUAUGUUUAAACAUGUACGACUUGCCAUCUACUUCAAGUCUUUUUUCCUUCACAUUGUACUCCUAUAUAUACCCCAUAUGAGUGCCAGAUCAAUACAACACAAUAAAGAUAUUUGGCAUUCUAUAUUUUCUAUAUUUGAAACAUACACAUGGCAGCUUAAAAGGGAUGCAGGGUGCA